Messenger RNA from Pochonia chlamydosporia 170, 1314 nucleotides. Its product is annotated as NUDIX domain-containing protein. The record is from RefSeq and is a predicted model, not a curated record. NCBI's taxonomy places the organism in Eukaryota, Fungi, Ascomycota, Sordariomycetes, Hypocreales, Clavicipitaceae. Gene Ontology annotation, molecular function: coenzyme A diphosphatase activity; acetyl-CoA hydrolase activity. Gene Ontology annotation, biological process: coenzyme A catabolic process. Bases 1 to 1314 code for a protein of 437 amino acids. The transcript is spliced from 3 exons.
AUGCCGGUAACGGCCGCCGCACAAACUCCCUCUGCACCAUCAUCCCCAAACAACACAACACCUGCAGCCACAACCUGCACAGCAUCAUCAACACCCCUAAGCGCCCUAGACGCAGACGCCGACACUCCCUCCAAAGACCAUCAACCGCAGCAGGACCAAACCGAAUCUGUCCCGCCCUCCGUCCCAAGUGCCAUCACAGACAGUGACGUCGCCGAUCUCCGGCGCGAGCUUACACGGGCCUCGGCUGUGGGGGACUCCAUCAACCACAAGGAAGACACCGAUACUCACGCUGACACUGACAUUGACGACGACGCCUUGCACAAUCUCAAUCACGAGCUAGACGCCCAUCUGGCAGAACUGACAGACGUAUUCCAAGAGUCACUGUACUACGAUGCAUCGACAAUGGCCGGCUUGAACUCUUUUUCGCUGGCUGCCCUCAACCGCCUCCGGGCGUACAAGCCGCCUCCCUUCCCCAUAUGGGACACUCUGCCUGCGCGGAAGCGCGCGGCCGUGCUGGUCCUGCUGUACGCGGACCGCUGGGGCGAUUUACGUGUUGUCAUUACCAUGCGGGCUGCGAGCCUGAGGAGCUUCUCGGGACAUGCGGCUCUUCCCGGCGGGAAGGCUGAUAGUAACGAAGAGACGCCAUAUCAAAUUGCGAGGAGGGAGGCGUUUGAGGAAAUUGGCCUGCCGAUGGAUGACCUCCGCUUGCCCAAGCCAUUCCGUAUAGAGCCGCUGUGCUACCUGCCGCCUUCGUUGGCGAGAACCCAUCUCGUUGUUACGCCGUGCGUGGCAUUCCUCCACGCAGAUAGACUGAAUCCAGAUUCGCCCACCCCGUUGGUGGAGGAGUCUCUGAUACCGAGACUAGACGCGCGGGAGGUGGCCGCCGUGUUUAGUGCCCCGUUUUACAACUUCCUCAAGGCGAAUGACCUUCCGCCUCGGCCGGGACAGGAACUGCCCCCCGGACCGUGGUACGAGGGCGCUUGGAUGUCGUGGAAGGAUCUGCCGUGGAGGAUACACAAUUUCUAUGUGCCCGUGAAUAAUCAGCGGGUGGCGAAGCCGCGGAGGGCCAGCGCCCAGGGGAACAUGGGCGAGGCGCUGGAGGUGCAGCAGGAGCAGGAGGGGAGGUUCAAGGUCUGGGGCAUGACGGGCCGGCUGUUGGUCGAUGCCGCGAGGAUUGCCUACGGGGAGAACCCGGAGAUUGAGCACAACGACACGUAUGGAGACUAUGAUAUUAUUCUAAGGGCCGCGGAUGAGGGCGUCUUUAAAGAGGUGGGUGAGGCCAAGAAGCCGAGCAAUGAGCCGGCCAAGAUGUAA